UAUAUAUAUAUUUCACGUUUGCUUUUGAAGUUUGAAGAAACUUCACCGUCUGUAAUUCUUGGAAUUCCAUUUUUCAUUUUUAUUCCGUCUCCCAUGUAAAUAUCCUUUUCCAUCUGCUGAAAUAUCUCUUAAACCUCAAUGCUAUUCGAUUCGAUGAUGAAUUUUCUCAAACACUACUUUCCCCGAACUCCAAUGUCAGUCUCCAGUGCUUCAAUUGUCAGCGCCUGAAGUUCCCUAACUUUUGCUCCUUUCUCCAUUUUUUCCGAGUCGAAGGGCUUCGAAGAAUGCUGUUUCAAAUUAUUUUUCUUGUAAUUAAGGUGUUGGGGUUCUGAAUUCGUCGAGAUAACCAGCAAUUUUGUUCGUAUCUCUAUCCGCUGGUGAUUCAGGAACAGAGUAUACAAUCUUCUUCAAACGAGGUUUUUAUUGACAUUAAUGCAAAUAUGUUGACUUCUUAGUGUGGCAGUUGGUGGCUCAAGUUUUUAAGGCAUGUGGUCUACCUGCUUUCUGCUGAAAUGAAGAACUUGCAGAGCUCUCAAGAAAUACAGUCCUCAACUCAAGCUUCUCUUGAGUCCCAGAGUGACCAACCAAACAAUCACCCAGCUGAUGCUCCUGUUACGGACUCUGGUUCAGUUUCUGCUUCCAGCAAUGACAGCAAAAAAGUGUCACGGCAGGAUAUUGAGCUUGUCCAGAAUUUAAUAGAAAGGUGCUUACAGCUGUAUAUGAAUAAAGAUGAGGUGGUUAAAACACUUUUGACUCGGGCAAGGAUAGAUCCAGGAUUUACGACUCUAGUGUGGCAGAAGUUGGAGGAAGAGAAUGCUGAUUUUUUUAGGGCCUAUUAUAUCAGGUUAAAAUUGAAAAAGCAAAUACUCCUUUUCAAUCAUUUGCUUGAGCACCAGUAUCAUAUGAUGAAGUAUCCCAUGCCUCCAAAGGUUCCAUUGGCUCCGAUUCAGAAUGGAAUCCAUCCAAUGCCUGUCAACAACCUACCUAUGGGAUACCCUGUUCUACAGCAACCUCACAUGCCAGCAGCAGGUCAACCACAUCUUGACUCAAUGGGCAUAUCAAGUUGUCAUGUGGUCAAUGGAGUCCCUGCACCAAGCAAUUUUCAUCCCAUUCGAAUGAAUUCCGGGAAUGAGAUGGUGAUGGAACAUGGUGCUCCAGACAUUGCUCCUGUUAUUCCGCCAAAUAGUAGCAUGACAGAAAUGGCGGUGAGUCCUACAUCAGUGGCAUCCAGCGGUCACUUUCCCUUCACCGCAUCAGAAAUAUCAGGAAUGGGCACAGAUGCAUCAGCUCUGGACACAGCGUUUACAGCUGACGUGGCAAGUUCAGUUGGGAUGCAACUCACACCUGACGGCAGCAAUGGAAUUUCCAGAUCACUGGAACAAAUUCCGUGGAAUUUUAGUCUAUCUGAUCUAACAGCUGAUUUGUCAAAUUUGGGAGAUCUAGGAGCCCUGGGAAACUAUCCAGGUUCACCAUUUUUGCCAUCUGAUUCAGACAUGUUGCUGGAAUCUCCAGAUCAACAGGAUAUAGUGGAUGACUUCUUCGUUAACUCUGAUCCUCCAUGCUCUCAGUCAGAUGACGAGAAAUCUUAAAGAAUAAGGUGAGGCAACUUGUGUCACAUCAAAUUCUUAGCUUAGGCGAAAUUAGGAUGAGUAAGCAUCAUCUAGUUUUCAUUGGCAUACAGGCUGUGUGGCCAAAUUUUAGGCAGGCUGCUCCAUAUCAUUGGCAUGCAGAUAGAAAAUGUCAUUGUUGCUGGUAGCUGCAGCGUUUAGGAUUCUUUUAGGAUAACUGUUACAAUAAAAGGAGUCGGUGACUUUGUUGGGGACGUAAUUCAUGCUUUCGGAUUUUAUAUUUAUAUUGGCUGGAUAGUUGUUGGUGAAAUGGUUGAUGUGAUCCUAAUACAACAAAAUCUUGCUUUCAAUAAUUGAUGAGAAUGGAUUGUACUUUCA
Molecule: messenger RNA, 1946 nt
Organism: Prosopis cineraria
Lineage: Eukaryota; Viridiplantae; Streptophyta; Magnoliopsida; Fabales; Fabaceae
Exons: 9
Coding region: 513-1589 (358 amino acids)
Source: RefSeq, a predicted model, not a curated record